CGGCGAGCGGCGUUAAAGGCGGCUCCCGGCGCCGCUCCCCUGUCCAGUCCAGCAGUGCGCAGGCGCGGAGGGCUCCCUUGUCAGUCGGCGCCGCGUGCGGGUUGCUUGCUCUGUGGCGGCGGCGGCUGGUCUUCGGCAUCAUGAGCGGCUUCAGCAGCGAGGAGCGCGCCGCGCCCUUCUCCCUCGAGUACCGAGUCUUCUUCAAAAAUGAAAAGGGACAAUAUAUAUCUCCAUUUCAUGAUAUUCCAAUUUAUGCAGAUAAGGAUGUGUUCAACAUGGUAGUUGAAGUACCACGCUGGUCUAAUGCAAAAAUGGAGAUUGCUACAAAGGACCCUUUAAACCCAAUUAAACAAGAUGUGAAAAAAGGGAAACUCCGUUAUGUUGCAAAUGUGUUCCCUUAUAAAGGAUAUAUCUGGAACUAUGGUGCCAUCCCUCAGACUUGGGAAGACCCUGGACACAAUGACAAACACACUGGUUGUUGUGGCGACAAUGACCCGAUUGAUGUCUGUGAAAUUGGAAGCAAGGUCUGUGCAAGAGGUGAAAUAAUCCGGGUGAAAGUUCUGGGCAUAUUGGCUAUGAUUGACGAAGGGGAAACUGACUGGAAAGUGAUUGCCAUCAAUGCGGAUGAUCCCGAUGCAGCCAAUUAUAAUGAUAUUAAUGAUGUCAAGCGGCUGAAACCUGGCUACCUGGAAGCUACUGUGGACUGGUUCAGAAGGUACAAGGUUCCUGAUGGAAAACCAGAAAACCAGUUUUCUUUCAAUGCGGAAUUUAAAGAUAAGGAUUUUGCAACUGCCAUUAUUAAAAGCACUCAUGACUAUUGGAGAGCAUUAGUGACAAAGAAAACUGAUGGAAAAGGAAUCAGUUGCAUGAAUACCACAGUGUCUGAGAGCCCCUUCAAGUGUGAUCCCGAUGCUGCCAAAGCCAUUGUGGAUGCUUUACCACCACCAUGUGAAUCUGCCUGCACAAUACCUGCAGAUGUGGAUAAAUGGUUCCAUCACCAGAAAAACUAAGGAAAUUUCUCUGGAAUACAAGCUGAUAUUACUGCAUCAUACUCAUCUGGAAGUAUUAGAUGCAAAAGUAGUGGCUUUUCUAAGCUUUAAAUUUAUAGAACUAAUCUAACUAACAAAGGAAAUUCUGCUGUGACCAAUCCAAUAUAUUUAGUGUGUUAUCCAUAUGAAAGCAUUUUUCAUCUCAGCUAAGAUAACUUUUAGCACAGGCUUAAAUAUCAAAGCAGUUAUUGGAAUUUGGAAGUCAUUUGUGAAUAAAUGUGCGAGAUAUUGGAUGUAUAUGUUUACUAUGUGUUAGAAAAUAAAAUUAUUUUGCUGAAA
Myotis daubentonii (Daubenton's bat) is the source of this 1328-nucleotide messenger RNA. RefSeq names its product inorganic pyrophosphatase 1 (gene PPA1). Gene Ontology annotation, cellular component: cytoplasm. Gene Ontology annotation, molecular function: inorganic diphosphate phosphatase activity; magnesium ion binding. Lineage: Eukaryota; Metazoa; Chordata; Mammalia; Chiroptera; Vespertilionidae. The record is from RefSeq and is a predicted model, not a curated record. Gene Ontology annotation, biological process: phosphate-containing compound metabolic process.